Molecule: messenger RNA, 2172 nt
Organism: Sphenostylis stenocarpa
Lineage: Eukaryota; Viridiplantae; Streptophyta; Magnoliopsida; Fabales; Fabaceae
Source: the annotation of a GenBank genome assembly
AUGAUUUCAUUAACAAUAUUAGUAUUUCUCUCGAUAACAACAUACUCAGCUAGUCUAGAAUACGAAAGUCAUAUUAAGUCAGCCAUCUUUUUGUCUGAAAGUUUUGAAGUUGGACCAGGAAAAGUUGCAACGAAAACACUUUUAGAUAUUGCUUUUCCGAGAGGUCAUAUUGGAAUCAAGAGUUUUGAUGCUGAAGUGGUUGAUGAAAAUGGUAACUCUGUACCUUUGUAUGAAACUUACCUCCAUCAUUGGUUUGCUAUAAAAUACAUUGAAAACGUUACCAUGUCACACUAUAUUGAACAAACUCAUGACCUUCGUAACGGUAUCGAAUACGAAAGAAAUGAUGGUCCAUGUCAAACGUUUUUACUUCCACAUUAUUGGGGGUUGGGAGGAGAAUCACGAGGAACACCCUCAAAUCUUCCAUAUCCUUUUGCACUUGAAUUAGGUAAUCCAAAAGAUAUAAAACAUGGAUUUAAAGAAAAGUGGUUGUUUAACGUCAUGGUUAUUGAUACACGUGGCACACAUAAUAGAAAAGGUUGCACCGAAUGUAGAUGUAACCUUUUCAAUCUCCCAAAGGACUUUUACAAUGUCACAACGGGCGUUAAUGGACUACCAUUGCCCCUAGAUUAUAAAGGAGGACUAUUUUGUUGCAAAGAUAACUUUCAAUGUAAAUUAAGAAAGAGUUUCCAUGGCCCAACAAGAAAGCUUUUUCUAAGAUACAAAAUAAGGUGGGUGGAUUGGGAUGAACACCAAGUGCCACUCAAGUUUUACAUACUUGAUUCGACUGAUCGUGUGAGAUCAAACGGGUCUACAACAAUUCAUGAGUGUCAGGCAGAAUAUGUCAUUCCAAGAAUUAGUGAUGGUAGCUCCUUUCAUGUCCAAAAGGCAAAGAUUCCAAUGACAAAAGGUGGUUAUCUUAUAUAUGGCAUUGCACAUGCGCAUGCGGGCGCUGUCAAUAUAACUGUAUAUGGACAGGAUGGAAGGGUUUUAUGUACUUCAACACCAAAAUACGGAACGGGAAAAGAACCAGGAAAUGAAAGAGGUUAUGUAGUUGGAACGUCUGUUUGCUCUCCAAAACCUGGUUCUAUCAAGAUUAAAGAUGCUAGUCUAGAAUACGAAAGUCAUAUUAAGUCAGCCAUCUUUUUGUCUGAAAGUUUUGAAGUUGGACCAGGAAAAGUUGCAACGAAAACACUUUUAGAUAUUGCUUUUCCGAGAGGUCAUAUUGGAAUCAAGAGUUUUGAUGCUGAAGUGGUUGAUGAAAAUGGUAACUCUGUACCUUUGUAUGAAACUUACCUCCAUCAUUGGUUUGCUAUAAAAUACAUUGAAAACGUUACCAUGUCACACUAUAUUGAACAAACUCAUGACCUUCGUAACGGUAUCGAAUACGAAAGAAAUGAUGGUCCAUGUCAAACGUUUUUACUUCCACAUUAUUGGGGGUUGGGAGGAGAAUCACGAGGAACACCCUCAAAUCUUCCAUAUCCUUUUGCACUUGAAUUAGGUAAUCCAAAAGAUAUAAAACAUGGAUUUAAAGAAAAGUGGUUGUUUAACGUCAUGGUUAUUGAUACACGUGGCACACAUAAUAGAAAAGGUUGCACCGAAUGUAGAUGUAACCUUUUCAAUCUCCCAAAGGACUUUUACAAUGUCACAACGGGCGUUAAUGGACUACCAUUGCCCCUAGAUUAUAAAGGAGGACUAUUUUGUUGCAAAGAUAACUUUCAAUGUAAAUUAAGAAAGAGUUUCCAUGGCCCAACAAGAAAGCUUUUUCUAAGAUACAAAAUAAGGUGGGUGGAUUGGGAUGAACACCAAGUGCCACUCAAGUUUUACAUACUUGAUUCGACUGAUCGUGUGAGAUCAAACGGGUCUACAACAAUUCAUGAGUGUCAGGCAGAAUAUGUCAUUCCAAGAAUUAGUGAUGGUAGCUCCUUUCAUGUCCAAAAGGCAAAGAUUCCAAUGACAAAAGGUGGUUAUCUUAUAUAUGGCAUUGCACAUGCGCAUGCGGGCGCUGUCAAUAUAACUGUAUAUGGACAGGAUGGAAGGGUUUUAUGUACUUCAACACCAAAAUACGGAACGGGAAAAGAACCAGGAAAUGAAAGAGGUUAUGUAGUUGGAACGUCUGUUUGCUCUCCAAAACCUGGUUCUAUCAAGAUUAAAGAUGGUUUAAAUUAUUCAUCA